This is a messenger RNA of Photinus pyralis (common eastern firefly), 1843 nucleotides long. RefSeq names its product serine protease inhibitor 3/4-like. NCBI's taxonomy places the organism in Eukaryota, Metazoa, Arthropoda, Insecta, Coleoptera, Lampyridae. The record is from RefSeq and is a predicted model, not a curated record. The transcript is spliced from 4 exons. The coding region runs from base 252 to 1397 and encodes 381 amino acids. Gene Ontology annotation, molecular function: serine-type endopeptidase inhibitor activity.
GGUUAUAUCAGCUGUUUUGUUUAUUUAUGUAAGAUAACUUAUUUAAAAUUGAUGGUGACGAGGCCAUCAAGCCGAAUUAUAUUACUCAUCGCUAAUCUUGUAUGAUUCAAACGCCGAAAGAGGGGGAUUACAUGACGUAUCCUUACAGUCUAUUUUAUCUAGACCGUGGUAUCCAAGCAAGGUUUCGAAGACCAUUAUUUUUAUUAAAUUGAGCGUGUUUGUUGGUCUAUUCGUCUUCUAAGUUCGAAGUCAUGGCAUCUAAGGAACUUUGCGAAGUUGUAAGCGGAAACUCUCGCUUCGCCAACAAGUUUUACAAUUUCAUCGCCGAAGAGGAAAAGGGCAAAAAUGUGUUCUUUUCUCCGAUCAGCGCCCAUACUGUGCUGGCCAUGGCUUACCAGGGAGCCGCUGGAAAAACGGCAGAGUCAUUUGCCAGCACUCUGCAUGUCUCAGACCAAGAUAGCGCUUCAACCGGCUACAGUGAUGUUAUGAAGUCCCUAAACAGCGUGGAAGACGUCAUGUUGCACAUUGCGAAUAAGAUCUACGUUAUGGAUGGGUUCCCUUUAAAGGAAAAAUUCCACAAACGCGCAAAGGAUCAUUUCCUGUCUGAAGCGGAAUCAGUCAACUUCGCCCAAAGCGCGGAAUCCGCAAAGAAAAUUAACGGCUGGGUCGAGGAUAAGACUAACUCUAAAAUUAAGGAUUUAAUUAAGCCUAGUGUCUUGGACCAGUUGACACGUCUCGUGCUCGUCAACGCCAUCUACUUUAAGGGUAACUGGGCUCAUCCGUUUCGAAAGGAGGCGACGAUCAAGGAAAAGUUCUACAUUUCCGAAACGGAAUCUGUCGAUUGCGAUAUGAUGCACAUUACUAAGCAUUUCAAUUACCGCGACGACGAGAAAUUGGAUGCGCAAGUCUUGGAAAUGAAGUACAGCAACAAGGAUGUCAGUAUGGUCUUUAUUUUACCCCAUAAGAGGACCGGCAUUGAAGAGUUGGAAAAGAAAUUGGUUGAUGUUGAUCUGUCGAACAUUACUGAUGGAAUGCGGAGCAUGGAGGUGGAAGUUUCUUUGCCCAAGUUUAAGAUCGAGACGGAGAUGGAUUUGAAGUCUGUUUUAACCAAGAUGGGUCUUGGUGUAAUUUUCGAACCUGGCAAGGCAGACUUUUCGGAAGUCUCCGAGAGCGAUGAGCCGCUAUAUGUGAGCAAGGUUAUACAAAAAGCGUUUAUCGAAGUAAAUGAGGAAGGAGCGGAGGCAGCGGCAGCUACAGCAAUGAUGAUGGCUUGCUUUUCUAUGCCAAUAAUUUAUCCAUUGCGAGCUGAUCAUCCCUUCCUUAUAGUAUUAAAGGCUAAGAGGAAUGGCGUGGAUACUAUUUUGUUUUAUGGAAGGAUUGCAAAUCCUGCUCUGUAGACUAUUGCAGCACAUAGAAUUUUGUAAUAAAUAUUAAACUGAUGGUUUGGAAAAAGGAUUCUGAUUUUCAUGUACUUGCAUCUUAGUUUGCAUUUCUGCACGUUUGCUACACAGUCAUUGAGAGGUUGAAGAUAAUAUAAUUAUAAUUUAAAUUUUUUAAGUAACCUCAUUUUGAAAAUGUUAAUUUACCUAUUCAAUUCGAAGAAGAGGCCUGCACAUUAGGAUUUGUUGUAUGCCAAAAUAGUCAAUAGGCUUAUAUCUAUAAACGGGGAAUUUUAAGAGAAGUUAAAUUCGUAAAUCUCUAUUAAAAAGCAGUUUACGGCUAUUUUUGCGUAUAGAAUUUAAAAAGUGGGAGACAUAUUGGGGACAGAAGAAAAGCAGCCGGAUGUGACUUGAGCUGAAAGUGGUUGUUUGGAUUUUUGGGACAUUCACAAUCCGAAAGCAAA